CGGCUCGCGGACGGUGGCCGGCAGGCCCCGCCGCCGCCGGCGCGCAGGGCGAUGCAGUUGCCGCCCGCGCUGCACGCCCGCCUGGCGGGGGCCCCUGGGGCGGCCGCGCCGCUGCCCGUGCAGCGGGACUCCCUGGCCGGGAACGCGCCCUUCCGCUUCGCGGCGCGCCAGGUGCGCUUCCCGCGGGAACACGAGUUCUUCGAGGACGGAGACGUGCAGAGGCACCUUUACCUCCAGGAUGUGAUUACGCAGGUGGCUGCGGAGCCGGAGAGGCCCAGGCAUUUUUCUGCCAGGGUGCCUGAGUUCACCUGUCAGGUGGCCGGCUGCUGCCAGGCAUUUGAUACUCUGGAGGACUAUGAGCAUCACUACCACACUCUGCACGGAAACGUCUGCUCCUCCUGCAAGCGGGCCUUCCCCUCCAGUCACCUGCUGGACACCCACAUCCAGGAGUGGCACGACUCGCUGUUCCAGAUCCUGGCCGAACGGCAGGACAUGUACCAGUGCCUGGUGGAGGGCUGCGCGGAGAAGUUCAGGACCAGCAGAGACCGGAAGGAGCACCUGGUAACUCAUCACCUCUACCCUGCAGAUUUCCGCUUUGAUAAACCGAGGAAGGGCAGAUGCCCAGCCUCGCAGGUGUCGACAGAAGCCAUGGGGGAGGACCGGGCACCCUCUGAAGGAGACGCCAUGGAAGUCUGCUCUGAACAGGCAGAGGCCCACCCAGAACCUCCAAGAGAGAGGCGGGUCUACAGCCACAGGAUACCGUCGACCAUCUGUUUCGGGCAGGGUGCCUCUCGAGGAUUUAAAAGCACCAAGAAGAGAAGCAAGCGCCCGUGAUGGUGGAGCCCGGCCCGCGCGGCCCUGCUCCUCCCGGGCCGUGAAUAGCCAGCUGACCGAGGCCGUGGGGGAUGCGCGGGUUCUGGGAAGGGACCCCUUGUGGGUGACCGGGGUGCGGAGAGCAGCGCCACCCCGCACAACGCCCUUUGGAGACACGUGGGGUAAACGGUUUUCCUUGAGUGCUGUAAAUAGUUUGAGACGCGUGGAGUAAAGGGCCUUCAUUUACAUUGA
Molecule: messenger RNA, 1065 nt
Organism: Bubalus bubalis (water buffalo)
Lineage: Eukaryota; Metazoa; Chordata; Mammalia; Artiodactyla; Bovidae
Gene: ZNF511
Product: zinc finger protein 511
Exons: 6
Coding region: 52-834 (260 amino acids)
Source: RefSeq, a predicted model, not a curated record